UUCACCACCACGACUAUCAACAUAUGCCAGCAUCAGGCGGCAAUCCGAACACUUCUAGACUGUUCUAUUUUACACGUCCACUUAGUUAGCAUCCAACUUAUUCAUUCACAUUCAUUUCCUCACAGAAGUCUUCAAGGAACCAUCAUCUCCAUCAUCCUCUCACCCCACCUUACCCUACCACAGCCUAGCCAGGCGAGAUGGCUUCCCACGUCGUGGUCAUCGACUCGGCCCUCCGACGAACAACAAUCAAAACUACUCCGAAUACAUCCCUCAGCGAAGUGUUAGAAGAAGCCUGCAGUAAGCUGGGAUUGAAUGCUGCUCAGUACGGCCUCAAACACAGUAACAAACAAGUCGACCUCUCAAGAACAAUACGGCUAGCCGGCCUCUCUGCAGGCGCCAAACUUGAACUCGUUCAACUCUCCAAAUCCGCCGGCGUUGUGUCGGUAGCACUGCAACUCCCAGAGUCAGAAGCGGGAGCAACACCCAAUGCAAGACUCACAGACAAAUUCCCCAGCUCAACAACGUUAUGGCUGGUGCUGAGAAAGUUUGAAGCUGGAGUUGCUGGAGCCAGUGGUUCUCGGAAUUUCACAGCAAGAGGGGUCCCUUCGACAAGCCAAGAUGGUUCAGGAACAUUGUAUUAUGAGCAACCGGUCAUACAAGUCAUGAACAGAGAGUUGUCGUCGUUUACAGAUCUACAAAAGUCAUUGGCACAACUAGGCUUCAACAGUGGCUCUGUACUGCUGAGGUUGAGUUUCAGGAUCACCGACACACCUCUGGAAGAGGCGAUGGCUCUGAUACAAGGAUAUUUUGACUCUGUAGAGCCAUCAACGAGUACGACAGCACAGGCUCAAGCCACAGAACCCCCAGCCCCUCUCGAGCCGUCUGUGGAAGCAGCAGAGCCUGCUCCAUCAGAAACAGCUCUUUCUCAAUCCCAGGACGAAUCCCAGCCUCCUGCGCCUUCCUCCCCACAGCCAGAACCGAUAACGACGGCCACAAGUCGUCCAGUCUCUGUCUUCCGACCACCAAGUUCAUCCACGCCUGCGGCUGCUCGCCAGCCACAUAACGAUGGGGACUACGCGCCUACUGUCGAACAUGCACAUGUCCACCAGAAGUUGCUUCAACAGAAUGGGAGAAACACCAGAUUACUCACCGACGCGCAGUUAGCAGCACAAGCGAAGGAAGAAGCCGCGAAGUGGGCUGCAGUGAAAGAUGUCGAGAUCAAAAUCCGGUUCCCAGAUCAAAGUGCAGCCAGUGCCAAAUUUGGACAAUCCGAUUCGGCAGCAGAUUUGUACAACUUCGUCAGAGAGUGUUUGGCAGAGCGGUGGCGGUCAGAACCGUUCCUUCUCAGAAAUCCUGGUGUUCGAGGGAAGAAUGAUGUAAUCUCAGAUGAUGCAAAUCAAAAGGUGAUCAAAGAUCUUCAGCUCAAGGGUCGAGUAUUGGUCAUCUUUGAUUGGGUUGACAGCAAAGCCAGCGUUGAAGCCAGGAGCACAAAGGCUGUCUUGAAAGAAGAAUUAAGGUCUCAAGCUCAAGAGUUGAAGGUGCAUGACGUAUCUGGUGGUGUUGAAGAUCAGCAUGACCCGGGUAUGAAAGUAGACGUCAGUAAGAAGGAGACAAAACCCGACGAUGGAGGAAAGGCGAAAAUGCCCAAAUGGCUGAAGGGUUUCAGCAAGAAAUAGACGUUGACCUGGUCCGUUGAGGAUUGUAUGACUUUUAGCGUGGCCGUGGCAUUGCAGCGUACUAUCUUAGCAUGAAAGAGAGAGUGAGAACAUGAUAUAUGAGACUUCAA
Exophiala xenobiotica is the source of this 1786-nucleotide messenger RNA. RefSeq lists its product as uncharacterized. Gene Ontology annotation, molecular function: protein binding. The transcript is spliced from 2 exons. NCBI's taxonomy places the organism in Eukaryota, Fungi, Ascomycota, Eurotiomycetes, Chaetothyriales, Herpotrichiellaceae. The record is from RefSeq and is a predicted model, not a curated record. The coding region runs from base 198 to 1676 and encodes 492 amino acids.